AGCUGAGCUCUUGAGCAGAAACAGCGAGGCAACAGAAGCAGUUGCAAAGCAACCACAGGCAGUAUUAGUUGUCAAGGCUAACUACUUAGCCACAGAGCAGUAGGUAGCUUGCUUCCAGACUCCUGUGCUUAUGGCUUCUCCAAAAUGCACGUGGAAGAGCAUUCGGUCUCAUUUGGAGAGCCUAAGAGCCAACCCGCUCGACAGUAAGACACUGCAAGAGAAUAGGAAAGCUUACACAAUGAAUACCUGUCAGCAUUGUUCUCGCUCCAGGAGCUCAUGGGUAACAUACUCCUCUAGGAACGUUCCCCACCCUCGGAUGCUCUGCCACAUACAAGGGUUAAACAAUAGUCCGAUCUGUUCUGUAAGACACAGCUGUUUUGGAGAACCCCCAUAUGCUGGCCAAACAGCCAUCCCUGAGCAAAAAGCUGACGGAGAGUGUGUGCUAGAUGGGAAUGCCAGAGGCAGCUCACCUGCCAACAACUGCCUUCCAAGGCUUGAGGCUUUCAUGCAGAGACGGCCUGGUUCUUCACAGCUUGCGACACAACAUGGAGAAGGACUUGCAAAUGUUCCAGAGAGGACUCAAAGUAGCCCCAAAUCACCAGAAAAGCUUUUGAAAAAACACCCCCAAACCUCUGCACAACCAGCAACUGCCCAGGGAGUCCUCCAGACUCUCUUCCAGCCUUCUUCUGCAUGCCUCAACUCGAGUCACAGUCCUCACGCCCAGCAGAACACAGAUCUUGACCUAAGCUACCUGCAUUGGGAAAUAAAGGUGCUUGAAAAACUGAGAAAUGUUUUCCAGACAGAUUCACUUACAGAGAUCCAAGAAUGGCUCUCAAAGGCGAGUCUAAAAGAGAAAGUCUUCAUGUCCAGAGUGAUUUGCUCUGAACUGACUGGUAAAGGCAGGCUGAAUAACCAGCCACAGGCAAUGCAGGAAGGUGCAGGAGAGAGCACAGAUAUCCAGAGUUUGCUAAAGCCUCGGUCUCCUCAGAGAGGUCCAGAAGGAGAUACAAAUAACAGGCCUUCAACUAACAGAUCAGAAGCAAGUCGAAACAUGAAGCAUGAAAUGGAUAAAGACCGUAUUUUGUUCUCAAGGCUGAGAAACAGAAGUCCAGCACAUGCAGACACAUCAUCCCCAGAGAAGAGUCAUGGCUGGCAAUGGAAACAAAGAGAUGUGCCCUUGAAUGCUGCCUUGCAGCAAGCAAAACAACAGACAGCCCCCACCCAAGGGAGGCCCAUGUCUUCAUAGCCAUUAAAGCAGCUGCAAGUCAUUUUCACAUACAGAAAUGCAUACUCUUAGCACUUACAGAUAUAAAAUUAGAACAAAUGUAAAGAAA
Messenger RNA from Centrocercus urophasianus (Greater sage-grouse), 1334 nucleotides. It is a transcript of the gene CUNH4orf17, whose product is annotated as chromosome unknown C4orf17 homolog. The record is from RefSeq and is a predicted model, not a curated record. Lineage: Eukaryota; Metazoa; Chordata; Aves; Galliformes; Phasianidae. Bases 131 to 1246 code for a protein of 371 amino acids. The transcript is spliced from 9 exons.